Plenodomus lingam JN3 is the source of this 1473-nucleotide messenger RNA. RefSeq lists its product as uncharacterized. Lineage: Eukaryota; Fungi; Ascomycota; Dothideomycetes; Pleosporales; Leptosphaeriaceae. Gene Ontology annotation, molecular function: O-methyltransferase activity. The record is from RefSeq and is a predicted model, not a curated record.
AUGGGUGGAGUGGGAGGGCUGAAGGGGAUGAGUAUAUGUGACUCUUGUUUCCCCUCGUCUCUCUCUCGCUCCACUUCAGUGCCUUCUUUCUGGUCGUUGGGUAACGUUGCCACAGCAGUCAAGAUGGGUUCUAUAGCUGAGAAAGAGAUUGCAACGCUCAACAGCCUCGCUGCGCAAAUCAGCGAGCUGGCGGCCAAAAUGACCAAACAGCUUGAAGCUGCCAAAGUACCUCCAGUCAGCUUGGAAGCAGACAGUCCCAUCAAAUACGAAACCUAUCCCGACGGCUUCUUCAUGAACCGCCAGUUGCUCGAAGACGCGCUCAAGGACAUGUGGAUCCUAUCCCAAGGACCGAGCGAAAGUGUCUACAACUACGUACACAUGGCCAUCCCAGAUGCCUCCUGCCUCAACAUCCUCAACCAAUUCGACUUCUGGCACGCCGUCCCAGUAAACGGAUCCGCCACCUUUGAAGAAGUCGCAAAACACACCAACCUCCCCGUCGAAGUCGUCCACCGCGUCCUCGACCACGCAGUCACCAUGCGCUUCUUCGCCAAACCCACACCAACCUCCACCUCCGUAAUCCACACCUCGCGCUCCGCCGCCCUCGCCAAAGACACCGGCCUCUCCGCCCUCGUCCAAAUGGUCCUCGACGAAACCGGUCCCCCAAUGUUCAAACUCCCCGAAGCCCUCCGCCGCUUCAGCCAGGGAAAGCAAACCCUCACAACCGACAUGACGCAAACCGCCUUCAAACUCUGCCACUCCGGCGGCAUCUGGGGCGACUACGCCAACAGCUGGGACCUGAUUGAAAACGACGGGGUCGGCGCACAAAAGGGCUGGCGUCAACGCAACUUUGUCAAAUUCAUGGCCUACAUCAAAGACCUCUUCCACACCGAAUCCCUCGUCCUCGACGCCCUCGACUGGGCCUCCCAAGGCCCCACCGUCUCCGUCGUCGACCUCGGCGGCUCCGCCGGCCACGACGACGCUGUCCUCGCCCGCACCUUUCCAAACCUCAACAUCGUCGUCCAGGAUCUCCCCCAAGUCGCCCCCGUCUUUGCCCGCGAAUUCCCAGCCGACCUUCGCAAUCGCGUCCGUUUUCAAACUCACAACCUCUUUGAUACCCAGCCCGUCGUUGCGGACAUCUACAUGCUCAAAUGGAUCCUGCAUGACUGGCCCGACGCCGAAUCCGUCGCUAUCCUGCGUGCCCUCGUCCCGGCGCUCAAGCCCGGUGCGCGCGUCCUGUUUAUCGAUUAUGUGGGUAAGCAGGAUCCCGUCGAGGGUGAGGAUUUGCCGCGCAGUAUGCGUGGGUUUGGCACGGCGACGGAUCUGCGCAUGAUGGCGCUGUUUAACGCCAAGGAGAGGCCUGUGCAGGCGUGGAAGGAAAUCUUUAGGCAGGCGGAUGCUCGGUUCGAGGUUGUGAGGGUUGAGGCGGAUCCGUUGAGUUUCAUGUGUGUGCUGGAGGUUGUUUGGAGGGGGUGA